AUGAAUGCUACUAAGCGGAAGUUCAAUGCCUUAUUACAAGGGAUCGGCGCGAAGCCAAUACCUCAGUCGCCAUCAACAGAAGCGCAAAACGAUACUUCAAAUUCGCCUCUGAAUCGACCCUCAACCCCAAACUCGAGUUCAUUACCCAACAACGCCUUGACCCCGAAUAAAGAGAUGCCUUCCGGAAGCGUACCCUCAACCCCCAGCGAUCUCCUGAAGCGCCGGCGUGUAGGUGUCCUAGAGUCUACUCCAGGUAACGAAAAACCAGGCGGAACUAUUAUUUCAAACGUCGUACUGAAGAAAUGGGCGCCAAAUGGCAGUGCUGUCUCUCCAGCUAAGGGAACAAAGACUGAAGCACCAAAGUAUUGCCCUAGCGAUCGCAACGAGUUGAUCAGGCGACUUGGGACAUUUCAAGAACUAACAGAAUGGACUCCAAAGCCGGAUAAAGUCAAUGAGAUCGAAUGGGCCAAGAGAGGUUGGGUCUGUAAUGGAAAGGAGCGCGUAAGUUGUACGCUAUGCCACAAAGAGUUGGUUGUCAAGAUGAAUAAAACAGAGGUGGAUGGUAAGGAGGUUCAGAUCAUGGUCGGCUCAGAUAUUGAGGAGGGCUUGGUAAAGAGAUUUGUCGAAUUGAUCAUCGAUGCGCACCAAGAAGAUUGCCUAUGGAGAAGACGCGGAUGCGAUGACACUUUGCUCAGACUAUCCUUAACGAGUCCACCAACUGCGCUAGCCUCCCUUCGCCAACGGUACGAUGAACUUUGCGCGCGACAAUAUUUUCUUCCCUAUCUCUUCAACCUCCGCUUGCCGGCAAACUUAGAUCUACAAGCUGCCAAGUCACAAUUGGCCUCAAACUUCUUUAGCGACCCUCCGCCACCAAGUACGAAUCCAUCAGUUCCAAACGAUGUAGCUCUCGCCCUUGCUCUUACAGGCUGGCAGGGCCUAACAAACCCGCGUGUUGGUGCGGUACCUAAUUCGGCAACUUGUGCUACAUGCCUACGCCGCUUAGGAUUGUGGAUGUUUAAAAGCAAAGAGGUAGACGAAGAAACAAAGCAGGUUCUCGUUCCGGCACCUAUGGAUUACCUUGAUCCUGUACGUGAGCACCGCUUCUUCUGUCCCUGGCGGAAUGCCACGGUUCAGCACAAUCCUGGUGCAAAAAAGGUAGACAACAAAACCGCUUGGGAGAUACUUGCGCAAACGAUUAAAAAUAACUCAUACCUUCGCGCGCAAGCGGAGAAGAGUAACCAGCGCUCUUUUUUCCAUCGCUCCUCGGCAUCCGUCCCAACAACGCCAGUGAAAGGAAGGCAAGCAGGAGAUGGGCGUUCGCCCAUGCUAGGAUCGGAUGAUGAAGAGGAUAUGACUGCCAGAGACGCGAAGGAUAAGGAAAGAUGGGCGCGUUUGAGGAAAGUGAAAAACCUAUUCGACACAAAGAAUGGAGUAAAAUUACGACGUUCAUUAUCCCGACCAGCAACUGCUACAAGUCGCCCAGCUACUGCGCAUUCGAGGCAGGGCAGCGUCCCACCUGAAACAGGAGGAGAGAAAAAAUAA
Molecule: messenger RNA, 1542 nt
Organism: Daldinia childiae
Lineage: Eukaryota; Fungi; Ascomycota; Sordariomycetes; Xylariales; Hypoxylaceae
Product: mRNA export factor rsm1
Exons: 2
Coding region: 1-1542 (513 amino acids)
Cellular component (GO): nucleus
Molecular function (GO): zinc ion binding
Source: RefSeq, a predicted model, not a curated record